Drosophila elegans is the source of this 681-nucleotide messenger RNA. RefSeq names its product trypsin-1-like. Lineage: Eukaryota; Metazoa; Arthropoda; Insecta; Diptera; Drosophilidae. The transcript has a single exon. Gene Ontology annotation, biological process: proteolysis. Bases 1 to 681 code for a protein of 226 amino acids. Gene Ontology annotation, molecular function: serine-type endopeptidase activity. The record is from RefSeq and is a predicted model, not a curated record.
AUGGCGGAGGAUGCGCCAUGGCAGGCAUCAAUUCAGUCUGAUGGCAACCACAUUUGCAGCGGUGCUAUCCUCAGCACCAAGUACAUAGUCACGACCUCGGAUUGCGCAUCAAAGAGUCCACUGUCUAACCUAAAGGUCGUCGUAGGCAAUUCCAUUCGGUUCUCGGAGUCCGGAACUGUAGCGGGGGUUUGCAAAGUGACCAUCCACCCCCAGUCUGCCAAGAAAAAGUACGCCAGCAAUUUGGCGCUGUUGAACCUGUGCGAGCCACUGAAACCCUCGAACAAGAUCAAGGAAAUCCAGCUUAUCGACAAGCAGCCCGAUCUGCUGGCUAAAGCCACAACUUCCGGCUUUGGCGCCCUCGGAUGGUGGGGCUUGACAAAAAAAAAAUGUUGGUCCGUUUCAUCGGCGGUCCUGCGAAAACGAGAUGUCAAGCUCUACGACGUAAAGGCAUGCAUCGCUGAACGAAUUGGUUGGUUUGGUAAGGCCUCUGGCAUCACGGAUCAGAACAUUUGCGCCGCCAACCAGGAUAAGGGCUGCUCCUUCGACAAGGGUUCUCCGCUGGUCAUCGAUGGCAAGUUGGCGGGCGUAUUGGCACUGGGCGAUUGUUCCAAGAAGCCCGAUGUCUUUGUCAAUUUGUUCCAUCACACCAACUGGAUAAAAGAUAAUACUAAGGACAAUUAA